This is a messenger RNA of Ceratitis capitata (Mediterranean fruit fly), 1295 nucleotides long. Its product is annotated as UBX domain-containing protein 1. The record is from RefSeq and is a predicted model, not a curated record. Gene Ontology annotation, molecular function: protein binding. Lineage: Eukaryota; Metazoa; Arthropoda; Insecta; Diptera; Tephritidae. The transcript is spliced from 3 exons. Bases 172 to 1119 code for a protein of 315 amino acids.
ACAACAAAUUGAGAACAAAUUACAUUGCUAUUUUACUAAUCUGGUAACGUUCACCGUGAUUGUGAACAUAAUUUUUUGCAAAUAACGCAGGCAUAAUAAUAAACUCUACAUCUUUCCUUGUGUCGAAAGAAUAUUUUAAUAUUUUCUCACAUUUAAAUAAACACUUGCAAAAUGGGCGAUAUUCAAACUCUAGUGGAUAUGGGCUUUGCCAAGGAGAAGGUAGAAUACGCCGUAAAAGUUACUAAUAAUAAAGGUGUCGAACCGGCUAUGGAAUGGCUGCUGGCUCAUGCUGAUGAAAAUAUACCCGUAGAAACGGCAACGGCAGAAACGGCCAACAACAGCGAUAGUGUGGGGGAGAGUGCAAAUCCUUCCACUUCAUCCGGCGCUGAAGCAAAAUCAUUGAAAUGUGAUGAUUGUGGAAAAUUAUGCAACGAUCAAGCGGAAAUUGAGUUUCAUGCAGCUAAAACUGGUCAUAAAAAUUUCUCGGAGUCGACCGAGGAAAAGAAACCACUAACUGAAGAGGAAAAGAAAGCACAACUUGUGCUAAUUGAAGAGAAAUUGAAACAAAAACGUCAAGAAAGAGAAGAACGUGAAAAGGCCGAUGCGUUGGAAAGGGAGAAGAACCGCAUAAAAUCUGGGAAGGAUAUGACUGAAGCACGGAAACGUAUGGAAGAAUUAGAAAUGAAAAAGAUAGUAGAUCAACGUAAACGUGAGAAAGCUGAGGAAAAAGCAGCACGUGAACGUGUACGUGCACAAAUUGAGGCCGACAAAGCGGCGCGUAAAGCCCGAGAACAAAAACAAACUGAUCAGGUUUCUCCAGUAACUUCUCCUACACUGCCAACAGCUGCAUCUACUUCAAGUGUUAAGACGCCACCUAAAGAUUACACACAAACACGCAUACAGGUACGCUUGCGUGAUGGCUCCACUUUAACUGAAACUUUCAACGUGAAAGAACAAUUAUCUGCGGUGCGGGUUUUCAUACAACUGAAAACAGGGGAUGAUACAACAUUUAAUUUAAUGACAACAUUUCCCAGAAAGGUAUUUACCGAAGAAGAUUUUGAAAAACCACUCGAUAUACUCGGUCUAGUGCCCUCCGCUGUGCUUAUUAUGACUAAAUAAAAUCAACAUUAUACGAAAAUGGAUUAUUCUCGAAAAUAAAUUCGCUUUCGUGUGAGUCGUAAAUAUAAAUUUAUUGCUGUAAUUCAAUGUAGCAUUUUAUAUUGAACUAUUUUGUAGAAUUAGUGACAUAUGCUCAACUAAAAAAGGGCCAGUAUAAAUAAACAAAAAAAAAAUUA